Messenger RNA from Gryllus bimaculatus (two-spotted cricket), 4459 nucleotides. Lineage: Eukaryota; Metazoa; Arthropoda; Insecta; Orthoptera; Gryllidae. The record is from the annotation of a GenBank genome assembly.
GGUUAGCAAUAGGCAAGUGGUAAAAUGGCGGUAGAAAUACGAAUUUAAUAUUUGAGAGGAUAACUGCUGUUUACUUAGACUUAUAUUAUGUUGAAGUGUAAGAAUCAAUGACAGGUGCUGUAUCCGAUGGUCUCUCUCACAUCGCUAUAAGAAGUAUUAUAUUGAAAGUGGAAAAAAAUUCUCUGUAAUGGCUCACGAUCGGAAUCAAAUUUUGGCCUCUCUAUUGGCCGAUGUAAGUGGAGAUUUGAUGAAAGAGAUUUCGGGCAUUUGUUCUAGUAAUGACAGACUAACAGACAGAUCUUUACUUGCACUGUACUCUGUUUAUGGAAAUGUGUGUGAAAGAGCUGUAGAAUUAUUGGAAAAGGAUUGUGUAACCUUCCUUAGUGACCCAGAUGGUAUAAGAACUGUAAUACAGGUGACUGGGAGUGGUGGAUCAUUGUACACAUUAUUACCUGAAGUGAAUUACUGCCCGUGCCCAGCAUUUCGUUACCAUGUUGUUGGCACCAGAACUGAUAUGUCUUGUAAACAUGUGUUAGCGGCUCAUUUGGCUUCAAUCAUGAAUAAAGGUUCAAAACGCUUAAUUAACAGUUCAGAAGUCUCAGAACUUUUGGUAAAAAGUUAUACAAAUGUUCCUACUUUAGAAAAUAGUUAAACGAAUUAUAUUAUGAUUUAAGUUUCUUGAUUACUGUUAUUAGAUUAAAUAUUUAUAUAAAUGGAAUCUGUAAGAAAAAUGUCCCCAGAAUGAUUUGUAAAUAUUGGAAACAUUUGUAUACAAUCUUCAUUAGUCUUUGAAUACUUUUAGAAUUCAUGUUACGUAAACUUUUUGGGUCCUAUCAAUCAUUUCCGAUUGAAAAAUAUUGUAUUGUUUAUUUGCAUUAAAAAUAUACUUUAAAAAUAUUAAAAGUGUAGCAUUAGUUGAAGGAUGAGCUGGGCUAUAUUAAAUUAUGUUAAUUAUUUUGAGUAGUUCUUAAUUAUGUUUGAAGUGUAUAAAAGCUAAAAAAAGUUACUAUAAAGUGUGAAAAACAUUGAGACAGAGGCAUUGAAUAAAAUAUUUGAACUGUACAUGUCUUCAUUUUCAUCUCAAAUCAGUGUUGUACCUACAAAUUCCAAUAGAUUGUUUAACUUUGGUAUAAUUGCAAUUCUCUUAUUUCUUGAUCGUGUUGUCUUUAACUCUCGUAAUAAAGAGUGGACUUUCUGAAGAUGAAGAGUGAUUUAACAAUUGGGUGUCAGUAUGUCCAGGAAAAAUUGCAAAAUAUAUUUAGUUUAGUCAUUUAUAGCUAGUUUAUUCAUUUGAAUGAAAUGAAAUAUUGUAAUACAAUAUGUAAAAUCAUACAGUAAAUAAUAUUACAAAACAUUGCUAAAUACAGUUAGUUGAUUUUUCAGUGCUUAAUUUCAAACUAAGUACAGGAUUAUGACCAAUUAUAGAAUUAUGAAGUUUAUUUAUUUCAUUAUGGCUUGGAAUUAAUGACUGGAAUUUCAUUAUGCUUGGAAUUGAUGACCGUUUUGGAAAUGCCUAGAUAUAUUUUUCACAAUUUCAAUUAUUCUGAAAAACUCGCACAAUCAUCAGAGAAUUAAACAUUUUUUUCUUGUGGAGCAUCUAUCUAGGAAAGCAGUGCAUAUUCCAUCUUUGUGCUUGAGUGGUUCAGUAACAUACAUUUGCUCCUUAAAUAUUAUCCAAAUCCAUUGGAAUGUAACAGAUAAUUUUAAGGAGAAAUUUUUAAAAUGAAAAUAUAUGGUACUUGUUGAACACAUCAUCUCUUUGGACAGAUUUUUGCCAUGUCAAAAUCGUUCAAAGUGAUUGUUUGAAAAUGAAACAAAGCAAAAACUUGUGGGGGAAAAAUAAGUAUAAUAGUAAAUAAGUAAAUAAUUUUUUUUUAAGAGAGUGCACAUUUUUCUCAAUACCCUCCCCAAAAAUUCCAGGGCACAUCCAAGUGUACAAAAGUGAAGUUGUAAAUCCACCGAAGGAAGGAUAUCUCAGCAGCUUAAGGGUUAAAAUAUGAUGCGAAUGAUGUAUUUGUUUCAAGCUAUAUGUCUAAGCAUUUUUCCAGUGUUUUCAUGGGAUGUAGCUGACAAUGUGUAGUAAAAUCAAGGUUGCAAGGUUGUCUUUCAAAAACAUUUUGUUUUAAUGAUUUAACUGGUAACUUUCUGAUGCUCAAUUGCUUUUAUGAAUUGAGAAUGAGAGACGGGUUCUUUAUUAAAAGAUCUUUGUUUUGGAGCAGUAAAUGCAGCUUUGCUUUCCCCCUUUCAGUUGUGUAUAAUGAAAGCAUUAGAUGUUAUAAGAGCAUAAGUCUAUUCAAGUUUAGAAGAAAAAAUUAAGAUUAAUUUUGUUUUCUGCACAAUAAAAAGUAUUCAAGGAAGCUCAUGGAUUGUAUGCAAUCAGAGCAUAGGUGUUAUGCACAAUUGGAUAAUCCAUGUCGUACAAAUUCAAUAAAAGUAUGUUUGCUACAAGAAAUUGAACAAAAAGUUUUUGUAGACUGUGUUUGCCUGAUAGAUCUUUAUUAUAUUUUUGCACUUUUCAUUGAAGUUUCUGGAUAUGACUUUACGAUGUGGAAGAAAGGAAGAAUAUGUACUUAAAUGAAAUAGCUACAAUUUCCAUGUACAUAUUUUAUUUUUUAUUCACUUUCAUGUUUUGAAGACUCACAACAAACCUUUUCAUUGCGUGACAAAAGUAGCCGUGACACUGAGCAUUUUCCAGUUUUAGAAAUGUCUUCAACGGUAGCACAUCCUUUUUCAUUUCAUUCUUUACACCUAUUUUCCAAUUUGUUUUAGAUUUAUGUUCUGGACAUCCAUAAACUUAUAUUUUUUGUUGAGAUACACAUGGCUUAGUUUUGGAUGCUUCCUCUUCAUCUUAUGUUUGGAGAAAACACAUGUAAAAUUUAAUUCUAAAUUUGCAACUAUUCUUGAAAUGUUUCAAAAACAUUGUUUUAAUACUUUAGCCCAAUGAUUUCCAAGGUUGAUACUUUUUCUGACUUUAUUUGUUGGCAUUAAAUUUUUGCUGGACUGUGGACUCAUUUAGAUCAUUAUAAUCUGAACUUGUUGAGAUACCUGUUAAAGAUGGAAAACAGAAUAUCUGACGUUUUCUCCUUGCAUGUGCCAUUGCACUUUGUAUUCUACUGAUAUCUCUCUACAUAGAGGGAGAAACUUCUGUAGUCAAAAUGUUCUUAAUGCAAUAAGAGCAUAAAACAUCUUAUUCUUUUAUUACAUCUAGUGCUUCAAUUGUUUCUAAUUUAUGACAGAAACAUUGCUCCAUAUCAUAUGAAGAAUACUGAAUGGUUUCAGUUUAAAAGAAUUAAAUAGUUUUCUAAUUGCACCUGCUCUAAAGCCCUUCUCUAGGAGGGAUUCAGUUGCAGUUGAACCCUUCUGAGCACUGAUACAUUUUUUCAUCCAUGUUAAAACAUCCUAUUAAAGAAAAAUUGUAGGAAGUUUUUGUAUAUUGAUAAUUUCAAUAGAAUCGCAGUUUCUGAAAGGAUUGUGGUUGAAAAAUGAAACUGAAGAUGAUUGAUAAUUGAAAUGAUUUGUUUUUGACAAAAAUCUUGUUUUUAGUUUUGAAGUCUUUUCAAUGGGAGGAGGAAACAAAUUUACUUUAAUGUCUGAAUGGCUGAGAUAGUUAUUAAUAUGAGAGCUAAACUGGCAAAUUCUUGACUUUAUCUGAGUUUAUCAUUUUAAUUUUUCUUGAUCACUACUUAAUCUAAAACACUUGUAAAUUGAUUUUCAAAUAUUGUCUUAGGGUUUGAUGAGUGGCUACCAUUGAAAAGUUUCAAAAAGCAUAGCUAGUGUGGCCUUGUGUCAAAGUUUAUUUGAGGGUGCAUUUUAAAACACACUACCCUCUAUGUUGUCGAUUUUCUGAACUCUUGUUAGUUAGAUAAUGGCUUAAAGAUAAGUAUUAUUUAUUUUAUUUUACUUUCCUUCACUUUCUCUUAAUCAAACCUGAGCACCACCAUAGUGUUUGCAUGUUCUGCUCAUAUAUAAUAUUAGCAAUACCAGUAGUGCUUCAACAAAGCACAAGUUUUUCAAAACUUAUAUCAUGGUGUAACAAAUAUUGUUUUAAACCAUGAAUAUUGCUGAUAUAUUUUUCUGAACAACAAAACUUGAAUUUCAUGAAGUUGAACACACAAUCCUGAACUACUUUUUUUGAAAACUUAACUUGAAAGUAAAGUUGUUUGUAGGGCAUAUAUUGACAAUAAUUUACUUUACUGUAUAAGCAUAUUUGUGUAGUUCCCUUCCUGAAUUUUGUGAAUCCUCAAAAUAUGCAUUUAUUGAGACUUUUGGAAGAGCCCUUAAUGAAGUGUGUGGAGGAAUAUAUCUAUGUUCCUCCAUGUCAGGUGUCUAAAAAUGAAGCUUCUACAGUAAAAUUGGAUAAAAUAACAAAUAACUGAAAUGUAUGUCAUAAUUUAUAUUUCAUAUUUAUUAUUAUUAUUUCAUAUUUCUUAACAGAGAUGUACUUCUUACUAUAUUUACU